AUGUCUGGAAGCAACGCAAGGACGCCUCCGCCUCCGUACACUAAUGACAAUGCAGAAGAGUUGAAGAAAUGCUUCGCAACGCUUUUGAAUGACCAGCAGGAGAUACAGAAACUAUUCAAGUCCGUCGCCGGCCAACUCGAGACAACACCGCAAAUCGGCGAGCAUCACCCUCUCACCGAGGAGUGGAAUACGUUGCGUCAGAGACACCGGAGAGUGUACCGUGAUUCCCAACACAACGCCUCGCAAUGCGCGAGUUUCCUUCACAACUAUGUCGAGGUGGUCAUCCCGCUUUCACAGUCCAAAAUGCCCAUCCGGGAGAAGAAGGUCAUGGUCACGCGGUUCCUUGAGGCUAUCGCGAUACACCAAGAGAACGCGAAGAAGUCCGCAGACAAGUUCAGCGAACUCGGCAAGGGUGUCGAGACUUUCCAGCUCAAGAUCGCUGCUGCGCUUCGGGGCCAGGCGGAAUCGCAGGGCUUCUUCACGAAGGUUUGGUCGGGGCUCGAGGAACUCUGCAUGUCGAUCUGGCAAGCACUGUACAAGCUCCUGACACAGCUGGUCAAGACGUUCCAACGCCUCCUCUCCGGCAUCAACUCCGUGCACUUCUCCCUCGGGCCCCUCCGCACUGAUAUUCGCUUCCACCCAUACUCGGAGGUCCAGGAUGAGCUCAGAAUGGGUCCGCGGAGUACCGUAUCGCAGGUCAAAGACGACUGCCGCGAAUUGACGGAGAAGCUCACAGCGUUCGAGGAAGCCUGGGAGAUCGUCAAGCUCUCGUGUGCCGAUCUCCUCAUCAACCUCGCCAUGGCGAGGUCCAUGACGGCGGUGCCCGCCGCGUUCGACUCCAACGUGCGGAGCGCGCAGCGAGUAUACUCGCCCCUCGUCGAGUGCAUGCGCGCCUACUCGCAGAACCGAUCGCCAGAACUCUAA
Molecule: messenger RNA, 924 nt
Organism: Rhodofomes roseus
Lineage: Eukaryota; Fungi; Basidiomycota; Agaricomycetes; Polyporales; Fomitopsidaceae
Exons: 7
Coding region: 1-924 (307 amino acids)
Source: RefSeq, a predicted model, not a curated record